GGAAGGGCUCUAGCUGUUGUAGUGAUACUUAACCACUUAUUCUUCUCCUGUAAUGGGAUUGUUUUUCACGAGAUUGGAGGUCAGACUUUUUACUCAGCACCAAACUCAGAAGGCAGAGAAGGCGUAGAGGAGGCCUUGUUCAGAGCUCAAGGUUUUGGAAGUGGAAUCCCAGUCAGACCAUAGGGAGCAGGGCCUUUGGGUCAGGAAUGUUUUGGAUCAGGUCACUCAGCAUGGCGAGGCCUGCGGGGUUCCUGCAGGUCCUCAGUGUGCUGAUGCUAGGCUGGGCGCUGGUGCAUUGCCAGGGGCAAUGGGAAGAUGAAGCAGAGGAAGAUGGAGUGGAGGAGACAGUGCCCCCUGCAGUGGUAGAGCCAGAUGUUACUCGCUGUCCAAAGAACUGCAACUGUAAAGUAGAAGGCGCGGUGGACUGUGCAGGGGUGGACCUCUCCCAGUUCCCCAGUGAUAUAUCUGAAACCACUCGCCAGCUGUCCCUGCAGAAUAACCAAAUCAAGGAAGUAACUGUUGAGCAACUUUCCAGACUCUACCUGCUGGAGACACUCAACCUGCAGAACAACCGUCUAACUUCACAAGGUCUUGAAGAUGAGGGAUUUGAAAUCCUCGAUCGACUGAGUUACUUGUACUUGGCGAACAACAAGCUCACCGCAGCUCCCAGGCUCCUCCCUUCAUCUCUGGUUAGUGCAGAUUUUGCAGCCAAUCAGCUCACCAAAGUGUAUCCCAACACUUUCGGCCAGAAGCCACGUCUGAAGUCAGUUUAUCUUCAUAACAACAAAUUGACUGAUGCUGGGCUUCCUGAGAACAUGUUCAAUGGUUCUAACUCCCUGGAGAUCCUGAUUAUGUCCAGCAACUUCCUCCGAUAUGUGCCGAAGAACCUGCCCUCUUCUAUCUACCGACUCCAUUUUAAGAAUAACAAACUGGAGAAGAUUCCUCAUGGGGCUUUCAACAGUCUUUCCCACCUGCGGGAACUGUACUUGCAGAACAACCUUCUUAGCAACGACGGCAUGGACAAUGAAACCUUCAGCCACCUGAGUAGCCUGGAGUACCUGGAUUUGUCCAACAACAACCUGAGCAUGGUGCCCAAGGGCCUCCCCCGAAGCCUGGUGCUGCUCCACCUGGAGAAGAACUCUAUUCGCAGCAUCACUGCGGACGUCCUCACCCCCAUACGAAACCUUGAGUAUCUGCUUCUGCACAACAACCAACUUCGCUCACGUAGCAUUCACCACAUGGCGUUCCAGGGUCUGAAGAAACUACACACCCUGCACAUGUACAACAACCAGCUAGAGAGAGUUCCGCGGGGGCUGCCCCGUCGCGCCAAGACCCUCAUGCUGCUGCACAAUAUGAUCUCUGAGAUCAACCGCAAUGACCUGGCCAUGCUGUACACCCUGACCGAGCUCAACCUCAGCUACAACAAGAUCACCAGCCCCCGCAUGCACAAGGAGGCCUUCCGUAAGCUCCGCUUGCUGGAGUCCCUGGACCUGUCCGGAAACAGUCUGCACAUUCUUCCUGUGGGCCUGCCAAAAAGCCUCCAUGUGCUGAAGGUGAAGGACAACCAGCUGAGCUCCGUAUCUGAGGGAGCCCUGGCGAGCAUGAGCAAGCUACGCGAGAUCAACCUCAGCAAUAAUCAGCUGAAACUCAGCUCCUUCUACCAGGGCGCCUGGCAGGGACUAAGUUCUCUUACCGUGUUGGACCUCUCAGGAAACCAACUGUCUCACGUACCUGUUGACCUUCCUGAGACCUUGGAGUACCUUUAUCUGCAAAGUAACCGCAUCAGCAGUGUCCCAGCAAGUGCAUUUGAGAGUACGCCCAACAUUAAGGGGAUCUUCCUCAGGUUUAACCGGCUGUCGGUGAAUGCGGUAGUAGAGAGUGCCUUUUCUCACCUAAAGAACCUGCAAGUCCUCGAUGUUGGUCCAACUUCCACCAGCCCUGCCCAUGAAGAUGACUUGGAGGAGGAAAAGGAGGAGGAGGAGGAAGAAGAGGAAGAAGUAGAGGAAUAUGGUCAGUAAGACCUCAAAGGAACAAAAGCUAUUAACGUGACCUGCAGCCAAACAACCUGUUGCACACUCUGCUCCAGACCUGCUCAUCCUUUCUCCGUGAAUAGAUUUCGGGGGAAAACAAACAAGAAAAGCCCUGAUACAUAAAACCCUUAACCCAUUUGUUUACACAUGCAAAAAUGUGAGAUUUUCAAGUUCAAGAUGAUUUGGUGCAGGAUACCAGAUAAUUAUUUUCUUGACUUACAGCUGCUAUUACAUGUCUUUGUUCAUGCAAAAAAAUGCAUGUUUCCACAAGUCAGCUUAAAUGCACCGCAACCAGGUCCCGGGGCUCCAUAGCAGCAUACAGCAGAACACACAUGUGGAUGGCUCUUGGGACCCUGGAGGUAAUCAAAGCAAGGUCAGAACUAUGACAAUCAAAGGAGGAAGGAUGAUAUAGCUGAUUUCAUAUGACUUGGGAUAGCAAAAUGUGUGAUGUGUGGAUGCCUGGAAGAGUCUGACCCCUGGGAUCCCGCCACGUUCAAAGUCUGAGAUGUCAAUUAACGAUUGGACAAAUGGGGACUGCUGAUGAUGGACUCUCUGAGGACAGAUAUCUUAUAGAUAUAGAGAUAUCUUUGAUGCAACAUCUUUGAUGUCAUUCUCUCCACAUCUUACUCCACAACAGAGCCCAUGUUAAAAGAACAGCGAGUACUGCUGGCCUGUCUGCUUUCUCACUUUGGCUUCAGUUUACUUGGCAGACAGACUGCUUGUGAGGCAACAAACUCUUCUUUUAACCCUACUCAGGAGCUUCUUCUUUGUUGCAAAUUACAUAUUCUAUGUUCAGUCUAAUGUUUUACAAGCAAGAUAAAAUGUAUAUGUAUUUUAACAGAGUCUGAAAACACUCAUGCUGCAAAUUUCACAAUAAUGCACCAUACAAAUGUAUUUUUGUGUAUCACACCCUGGCAAUUACUAGUAAAAUCUGUUGCACAGCAA
This is a messenger RNA of Conger conger (European conger), 2975 nucleotides long. RefSeq names its product podocan (gene podn). The coding region runs from base 207 to 2018 and encodes 603 amino acids. The transcript is spliced from 10 exons. The record is from RefSeq and is a predicted model, not a curated record. Lineage: Eukaryota; Metazoa; Chordata; Actinopteri; Anguilliformes; Congridae. Gene Ontology annotation, molecular function: protein binding.